GCGGUUUGUCAACUUGAUUAUAACUUGAAUAAUACUUCUAGAUUCACGGUGGUUAAUUAAUAAUUUUUGGGCACCAUUAUGGGCUCCUCAAACGAAGUGGAGGAUAAGGAAAGUUCCUUUUAUAAAGCGAAUAUUAUGUUUGAAAAUACAAAUAACAAAAAUGCCGAAAAAUCUAAAUUUUCCAGAUUCUUUUCACGUGAUAAGAAAAACGAUUCCAGUAAAGAAGGCUCAAAGGAAGAAGAGAAUGAUGAUAAUAAAAAGAAGGACGAUAUCAAACCUGUGGCAUUUUUCCAAAUGUUUAAAUAUGCUACAGGAAAAAAUCGCUUAAUGUACUGCAUCGGAAUUCUAUGUUCUAUAGCCACAGGAUUAACUACUCCCGCAAACAGUUUGAUUUUUGGAAACUUAGCUAAUUCUAUGAUUUACUUUGGAGAGUCCGUUAUUGGCUACACUAGAAGUGCUGAGUCGGAUGCUCUUUUGGAUGCUGUGCAGGAAUUCGCUCUUCAGAAUACUAUGAUCGGAGUAGUUAUGUUAGUGUGCAGUUACUUAGCAGUUACGUUCUUUAAUUAUUCUGCUCAUGCGCAAAUUUUACGCAUCAGGGGAAAGUUUUUAAAAUCAAUACUUCAUCAAGAUAUGGAAUGGUACGAUUUUCAUCAAAGUGGCGAAGUUGCAAGUAGAAUGAAUGAAGAUUUGUCGAAAAUGGAGGAUGGAUUAGGCGAAAAAGUGGCUAUGUUUGUACAUUUUAUGGUUGCAUUCGCUGGUUCCAUCGUUUUAGCUUUUAUUAAGGGUUGGCAGUUGGCGUUAGUGUGCCUUACAAGUCUUCCAGUAACUUUUCUUGCAAUGGGUUUGGUCGCUGUAGCAACGUCGAAACUUGCAAAAAAAGAAUUAAAUGUCUACGCUUCUGCAGGCAAUGUUGCAGAAGAAGCUAUAAGUAGUAUACGGACGGUUAAAGCUUUUGAAGGGGAACAAAAAGAAGUUAACGCUUACAAAAGCCAAAUUGUAGAUGCUAGGAAUCUCAAUAUAAAACGAAAUAUGUUUUCUGGAAUGGGAUUUGGUUUGCUAUGGUUUUUUAUAUAUGCAUCAUAUUCUUUGGCAUUUUGGUAUGGUGUCGGUUUGGUCUUAAAAAAUUAUGCUGGCGAUGAGUACUACUCUAACUACGACCCAGGUACAAUGAUAACUGUAUUUUUUUCGGUAAUGAUGGGAUCGAUGAAUAUUGGAAUGGCUUCGCCAUAUAUUGAAGCAUUUGGUAUUGCAAAAGGCGCUUGUGCUAAAGUUUUUAAUUUAAUCGAACAAAUCCCCACUAUAAAUCCAAUAGAACCGAAAGGUAAAGUUUUGAAUGAACCGUUAAAUGAGAUUGAAUUUAAAGACAUUGAGUUUGAGUAUCCCACACGAAAAGAAGUACAAAUUUUAAAUAAAUUAAAUCUUAAAAUUCACCGUGGCCAAACUGUUGCUCUAGUUGGUCCAUCUGGUUGUGGAAAAUCUACGUGUAUUCAGUUAAUUCAGAGAUUUUAUGAUCCACAGGGUGGUUCAGUUCUUUUCAAUGGUGUGGAUUUAACCGAAAUUAACAUCAAUUGGAUAAGAGAACGAAUUGGUGUAGUAGGACAAGAACCUAUUUUGUUUGGUACAUCAAUUUAUGAAAACAUACGUUAUGGAAAAGAAGAUGCAACGCGAGAAGAAAUAGAAGAAGCUGCACGCGCUGCAAAUGCGCACAUAUUUAUAAAGAAAUUACCUCAAGGCUAUGACACACUUGUCGGUGAAAGGGGGGCUCAAUUAUCAGGAGGUCAAAAACAACGGAUAGCAAUUGCACGUGCUAUAGUUCGAAACCCCGAGAUCUUACUUCUUGAUGAAGCAACGUCUGCUCUAGACACAGCUAGUGAAGCCAAAGUGCAAGCAGCAUUAGAAAAGGCGAGUGAAGGGCGCACUACAAUUAUAAUAGCACAUCGACUGUCUACAAUUCGACGAGCAGACAAAAUUUUUGUUAUAAAUAAAGGCGAAGUAGUAGAAUGUGGAACACAUCAAGAAUUAAUGGACCUAAAAAAACAUUACUUUAAUUUAGUAACAACACAGUUGGGCGAUGAUGUGGCCAUAACUACACCUGGAAUCGAUCAAGCCAACAACUUUUUAAAUUUGAAAAAGGAUGAUGAUGAAGAAAUUAAUGUAUACUCGACUGAGGAAGAAGUUAUAGAGGAGGAGAAAAGCAUUAAUUUUUCUCUUGUAUCGAUAUUAAAAAUGAACUCUACGGAAUGGCCCCAAAUUUUAUGCGGAUGUAUAACAUCUGUAAUUAUGGGUUGUGCCAUGCCCUUGUUUGCUGUAAUAUUUGGUCAAAUUCUUCAAGUUUUAGCUGAUAAAGAGCAUCCAGACUUAGUGCGUGAAAAUUCAAAUCAAUAUAGUUUAUACUUUUUGAUAUGUGGAAUUGUUGUCGGAAUAGCUACGUUUUUGCAGAUAUACACUUUUGGAAUAGCUGGAGAAAAAUUGACAGAGCGUUUAAGGGGGCUUAUGUUUGAAUCAAUGUUGAAACAAGAAGUUGCUUGGUUUGAUGAUAAAGCCAAUGGUACUGGCAGUCUUUGUGCAAGGUUGUCAGGGGAUGCGUCCGCCGUUCAAGGUGCUACGGGACAACGAAUUGGAACAAUUAUUCAAUCACUGGCCACUCUAGCUUUGGGUAUUGGAUUGUCUAUGUAUUAUGAAUGGAGUUUAGGACUUUUGGCAUUAGCUUUCGCCCCUUUCAUAUUAAUAGCAACAUUUUUACAAAGAAAAGUUAUGGCUCAAGAAAAUAUGGGAACCGCUAAAACAAUGGAAAAAUGCACAAAGCUUGCAGUAGAAGUUGUAUCUAAUAUAAGAACAGUCGCGUCAUUAGGCAGAGAGGAAAUGUUUCACAAGCAAUAUAUGGAACUGCUUACUCCAGCUGUUCAGAAAGCUAAAAGAAAUACGCAUUUCCGAGGUGUCGUUUAUGGGUUAGCCAGAUCACUUAUGUUCUUUGCAUAUGCCGCUUGUAUGUAUUAUGGUGGUUGGUGCGUUGUAAAUAAAGGAAUGGAAUUCGGAAAUGUAUUCAAAGUAUCACAAGCUUUAAUCAUGGGCACUGCAUCAAUAGCAAGUGCUCUUGCAUUCGCACCUAAUUUCCAAAAAGGUGUUACUGCUGCAGAAAACAUUUACAAACUUUUACAAAGGGAACCGAAAAUUGUAGAUAAUCCUAACGUUUCUUUAGCACCAUGGUAUUCUGAAGGCAAUGUAUUUUAUAACCGUGUCAGAUUUAACUAUCCAACAAGAAAAGAAAUUACUGUUCUUAAUGGAUUAAAUCUUGACGUAUAUAGAGGCCAAAAGAUAGCAUUAGUUGGGCCAUCAGGAUGCGGCAAAUCGACAUGUAUUCAGUUAUUACAGAGGUUUUAUGAUGUGGAUGAAGGAUCCGUAUCAAUAGAUAAAUAUGACUUACGAAAUAUAUCUUUAAAUAACUUACGUCGACAGUUAGGUAUUGUAUCUCAGGAACCAAUAUUAUUUGAUAGAUCUAUUAGCGAAAAUAUUGCUUAUGGUGAUAACACUCGAAUUGUUGAAGAACAAGAAAUAAUUGCUGUAGCUAAAAAAGCAAAUAUACACAAUUUCGUUGCGUCUCUUCCUUUGGGAUAUGAAACUCGUAUGGGAGAAAAAGGAACACAACUGUCAGGUGGACAAAAACAAAGAAUUGCCAUUGCCAGGGCGUUGAUAAGAAAUCCUAAAAUAUUACUAUUAGAUGAAGCAACAUCUGCCUUAGAUGCUGAAAGUGAAAAAAUUGUGCAAGAAGCGCUAGAUGCAGCUAGUGAAGGCCGAACUAGUAUUAGCAUCGCUCAUAGACUGUCAACAAUUAUUGACUCCGAUGUAAUUUUUGUAUUUGAGAGCGGAAAGGUAUGUGAAAGUGGAACGCACAAGGAACUGAUCAACCUACGGGGUCUUUAUUACACUUUAUAUAAAUUACAAGCAGGAGGAGCGUGAAAUAACGAAUGCUAUACAUAUCUAAUAUGUAGUGAAACGAUCAAAUUAUAUGCAUGUUUAAUUUGUAUAAUAAUUUAUUUUAUUACUUACGCAAAACUAUCAGUCUUAGAUUAUAUUAUAUAA
This is a messenger RNA of Teleopsis dalmanni, 4080 nucleotides long. Its product is annotated as ATP-dependent translocase ABCB1-like. Bases 79 to 3957 code for a protein of 1292 amino acids. Gene Ontology annotation, molecular function: ATP binding; ABC-type transporter activity; ATP hydrolysis activity. Gene Ontology annotation, cellular component: membrane. Gene Ontology annotation, biological process: transmembrane transport. The transcript is spliced from 16 exons. The record is from RefSeq and is a predicted model, not a curated record. NCBI's taxonomy places the organism in Eukaryota, Metazoa, Arthropoda, Insecta, Diptera, Diopsidae.